AUGAACAAUAGAAUCUUUGUUGCCCGUCUCCCAUGGUCUGUUUGCAAGAUCGCUUUGAGAAAUCACUUUGCUAAAUACGGUCCAAUCUCUGAUGGAUACGUAGUUUUGGAUCGUAUCACCAGACGUUCAAAGGGAUACGGUUUCGUCACUUUCGCCAGCCAAGAGUCUGCUCAAAACGCCGUCUCUGCUCAACACGAAAUCGAAGGAAGACAAUUGGUUGUAAACAUUGCUUUUGAUAAAAACGCUGGUUCAACUCAAAAGUCAACUCAAGACGAAGUCGAUGCUUAA
Molecule: messenger RNA, 288 nt
Organism: Heterostelium album PN500
Lineage: Eukaryota; Evosea; Eumycetozoa; Acytosteliales; Acytosteliaceae
Exons: 3
Coding region: 1-288 (95 amino acids)
Molecular function (GO): RNA binding
Source: RefSeq, a predicted model, not a curated record